CUACUCUCGUUAGUUUGCGGUCGCUCUGAGGGGGUGUGUGCGAGUACGUGUGAACGUCGGUUGUUGCAGUCUUCCAGUGUUACUAGCAGCGUUACGCCAUCAUGUCUGUGGACGGAUUUGUUGGUCGCAAAUACAAGCUCGACAAGAGCGAGAAUUUUGAUGAAGUGAUGAAAGCGCUUGGUGUGGGCAUGGUGACCCGCAAGAUGGGCAACGCGGUGAGCCCCGUCAUAGAGCUGACGAAGGACGGCGACACGUACACGCUCAAGUCCUCGUCCACGUUCAAGAACACGGUCAUCACCUUCAAACUCGGCGAGGAGUUCGAGGAGGAGACUCCGGACGGCCGCAAAGUAAAGUCGACCAUCACCCAGGAUGGCAAUAAGCUGCACCACAUCCAGAAGGGCGAGAAGACCACCACAAUAGUGCGAGAGUUUUCAGCCGAAGAGGUGAAGAUGACCAUUACAGUGGACGACCUUGUGUGUACGAGAAUCUACAAAGCGAUCUAAGACUGCAACUUUCGCCACUGAAGAUAAUUAUUUCAAUUUUUUGAAUGCCAAUUGUUAAAUUUGUAGGAAAAUUAGAUUCCAUACCAAGUGAUACAGCUUCAUAAUAGUUUAGUUGAUAUUUGCUGUUAAGAAUUUGUCAGCUCAUUUAUUAGCUUCUAUAUUUAUUCGUUUGAUAUUUUAAUAUUAAAAUUUAAAAAUUGUAGUUUUCAGCUGAACAGAUCUUGAUGUUCCUAAAGUAUUUUUGUAUUCUGCAUUUGGUACAAUUGUUAUAUGCAUUUAAGUGUUUCCUAAAUUCUUGAACUUUGUACUGAAUUUACUGUAAGUUAAUAAAACUACAUACCUUUAAAUGAUA
Schistocerca americana (American grasshopper) is the source of this 855-nucleotide messenger RNA. Its product is annotated as fatty acid-binding protein, muscle-like. Gene Ontology annotation, cellular component: cytosol; nucleus. The record is from RefSeq and is a predicted model, not a curated record. Lineage: Eukaryota; Metazoa; Arthropoda; Insecta; Orthoptera; Acrididae. The transcript is spliced from 3 exons. Gene Ontology annotation, biological process: fatty acid transport. The coding region runs from base 102 to 503 and encodes 133 amino acids. Gene Ontology annotation, molecular function: fatty acid binding.